AUGGACUCUCUUGAGGAGCUGGAGGAGUCCCGAACCUGUGUGGAGAAGGUGGCAGAAUUUAUGCCAGUACCCUUCUCUUCUUAUAGAGCAGCUCAUUGCCCCAUUCACAGGAUCCACCGCACCAGCACUGCCAUGCUGGAGCCUACAGAGGGAGGCCAGCCAAAUCAGCAUCAAGACAACAGGGUAAUCUAUGGAAAGUUGAAGUUGGGCCCUCCUCCUUACACCUCUGUUCUGAGUAGUCAGGGAGUCUGGAUAGCGAG
This is a messenger RNA of Pelobates cultripes (western spadefoot toad), 260 nucleotides long. The record is from the annotation of a GenBank genome assembly. Lineage: Eukaryota; Metazoa; Chordata; Amphibia; Anura; Pelobatidae.